Labrus mixtus (cuckoo wrasse) is the source of this 1402-nucleotide messenger RNA. Its product is annotated as apoptosis regulator Bcl-2-like. NCBI's taxonomy places the organism in Eukaryota, Metazoa, Chordata, Actinopteri, Labriformes, Labridae. Gene Ontology annotation, molecular function: protein heterodimerization activity; protein homodimerization activity. The record is from RefSeq and is a predicted model, not a curated record. The transcript has 3 exons. Gene Ontology annotation, biological process: extrinsic apoptotic signaling pathway in absence of ligand; negative regulation of intrinsic apoptotic signaling pathway; intrinsic apoptotic signaling pathway in response to DNA damage. Gene Ontology annotation, cellular component: mitochondrial outer membrane. Bases 522 to 1049 code for a protein of 175 amino acids.
CAUCACCAUCAUGUUUAUAUUUUGCUGAUGUGAGUGACUGUGGAGGGGAAAUCCCGACGGUUAUCAUGAGGGGGCGUGGCUACCGGCUGUGUGUGCGCGUGUGUGUCAGAGUGUGUGUGUAGCUCGUGCAGUCUUCAGAGCGAAGUUGGAGCUGCUUCACGAGCAUCGUGAGCAGCACCUUAUGUACCUCCGCUGUGUGUGUGUGUGUGUGUGUGUGUGUGUGUGUGUGUGUCACUGAGCGGAGCGCGGAUGAAUCGAUCAUCGGCUCAGUGAUCGAUUAAUCAGCAGGAUUUAAUUUUCAUCUGUUGACUUUUGGAAGGAUCAAACAUUCUUUAUUUUUCUGUUGGAGGGAUUCCUCCAGAACAUUUCUCUGGGAUUAAACAUCCAUUUACACGCCUCCUGCUGACGUCAUCAGGAGCUGUACUCCUAUUGGAGUGUCUCUAAGGAUCAGUGAUGUGCGCCCUCAGCUCUCUCUGUGCUCUGUAUUUGUGGCAGUGACAGCCUGCGGCCUGUAGGGGGCGAUGUCUGCCCUCUAUAACAGCCGGGACAUCGUGGAGGACUUCCUGCGUCACAGGCUGCAGCAGGACGGGCGAGUUACGCUCCCGCCGCGACGACAUCACGCCGCUUUGAGGUCGACUUCGACAUCGUCACUGACAUGGAGAGCUGUUCGAGUGAUGACAUCACAGCGAGACUCUCACCCAGACCUCACGGCCGUCCUGCGGAGUGCCUGCGACGAUCUAGCACACCGUUACCAUGGCGACCUGGCGGCCAACCUAUCGGCACUGUUGCAGCGAGACGGCGUUGAGGCGGCAGGGCUCGGGGGUCUGACGGCGGUGAGGGAGGAGCUGUUCAGAGACGGGGUGAACUGGGGACGUAUCGUGGCCAUGAUGGAGGUAGGCGGAGCCGUGUGCUCUGAGGCGGUGAAGACGGGCGGGGCCCGGCAGGUGGAGGUGAUCGCCGGCUGGAUGGAAGAGGGUCUGGACUCUCUCCAGGGAUGGAUAGACGAUAACGGAGGAUGGGUAGGAUGCCUUUGUGGAGUUGUACGGUGAGUCCAGACCUGCAGUGACACUCUGGUCUCUGAGGACUCUGUUUGGACUGGCUGUACUGGGAGCAGCUGGGAUCACACUGGCAGCACUGUUCAAACAUUAACUGUGAACGUUCGGCUUUAAAGACACAAAAGGAACCCAACUGAUUCAUACUUCAUGAUAAACCCUCAAAGUUGUAUGUAUAUAGCAUGUAUAAAGGGAACAAGAGAGGACCCAGACCGUAGCCCUGGGGGACUCCCCAAAAGAGAGUAACAGGAGAGGAGGCUGAUGCAAAGCAGACCUUUGUUGUUUUGAGAUAUUUUUAUGAACAUGUAUUUUUUUAUUAUAUCAUAAAGUAAACAUUGUUAUUGAAAGAA